This is a messenger RNA of Eriocheir sinensis (Chinese mitten crab), 4387 nucleotides long. RefSeq lists its product as uncharacterized. Lineage: Eukaryota; Metazoa; Arthropoda; Malacostraca; Decapoda; Varunidae. Gene Ontology annotation, cellular component: extracellular region. The transcript has 2 exons. Gene Ontology annotation, molecular function: chitin binding. The record is from RefSeq and is a predicted model, not a curated record. Bases 33 to 2624 code for a protein of 863 amino acids.
UGCAUGCUGGAGGCACCGCACCGCUCUUCAGGAUGGCGUCCCCUGACACCUCACUGCUUAUCCAGGUACAAGGACGGAUCGUGUUUCUGAUGCUAGUGGUUCCGUUGUGCUCCAUAACGCCUCUGGGAGCUGCUGGUGACGCAACCAGUACAUUUGACACUCACAUCGUCCCCGCCUCCAUCCCUGGGAGCGGCGUGCCCGGCCAGGACUACCCGCUCCUCUCCGCCGUGCCUGACACCGGGUUCUUCUGCAAGGAUCAACCGCUCCCGGGCUACUACGCCGACACUGCAUUGGAAGCUGCUUGUCAGGUGUUUCAUUUCUGCCAUCCUGAUGGCCGCCAGGACUCCUUCCUGUGUCCUAACGGUACUGUUUUCAGCCAGCAGUACUUCGUGUGUGACUGGUGGUACAACGUUGACUGCGCUGCCUCGGAGAAGUAUGGAAGGAAGACUAUUGUAGCAGCGGCUGUUACUGAUCAGGUUGCAGGUGCUUUAGGAAAAGGAGGCUUUAACCCGGCCAGCGUCGAGGACGGAGCCAACAUCAAGUCGAUCCAUCACCCCGUCCCACUUAGUACACCCCCCAGCAGUCACAAGCAGACCCAAAACACCCUGAUGCCUCGUACAGCUGCCCCCGAGCCUCACACUCCGCCUGCAAUAAGGAGGACCAUCAGCCAGCACCCAACUGCACAGACCCUUCCACAAGCCUCACUCACUCAGGACCUGCCGUUAACCCGUCCUGUCCUCUCAAAUCAAUCAGUCCCCUUGACCAGUCAACCACUUCAGAAUCCUCCACUCAAAAAGCAAGCAAACCGGUCAUCACAGUCAUCCACUUCAAAUCCGGCCAACGAGUCAAACCCGGACAGCGUCCCUCAGUCUUCAGUCACGUAUACACAAUAUUCAAACAACCUGCCUUUCCCUCAAGACUCGUUCAUCCAAAGUCACCAGUCAAUCUAUCAAACUCUCCCACAGUCCACAGUCACCCAGAAUCAUAGUCCUACUCAUCACUUCCCCUCGCAGCUUGUUUCGAAACAACACCCACGCUUCCCAACUCUAUUCAGAGAAGAUGUCACAGACCUGCCGCCUAUACGAACUCAUUUUCCUUCAGUAGAGCAGCCAUCGAGCCCGCGGUUAUCCCCAGUCACUCUGCACAAUGCAAAUAAUGCAAAUAUCGACCUAAACAGCAGCGAGUCUUUGAGAGACGAAACGCACACUUUCCCCGCUCAAGUUAAUGAGCAGGCGAAUAGCUUGGCUUCGUCCCAGUUCAAAAAGGAUCAUGCAGGUAAACAUGACUUCAGAGUUUCUUUGGAAGCUGGAAACUACUGGACUGAUCUCCAUGUGCCGCAUGAAGAGGAACGUGUGUUGUACGAUGAAGUUUACUCCGCCACCCUUUUUCCACCAAACAUACCACAAGUUGCCGAUGUAUACGACGCCGCCAGAGGGACUGUUCAUAUAGAUGUCGUGAAAGAGACUGUCGGUGGUUCAUCAUUCCCAGCACUGCCAGCAUCUACCCAUGAGAUUUUUCUUACCAAAGGUUCUCUGCUUCCUGUUCCAAAGCCUCACCGCAUACAGACAAAGCCAAAACACAAGCCGGUAAUUUCUAACAGGAUUCCGCGUACUCAAGAUUUAGCCACGACUCACGAGGACUCCUGGCGUGGCAUAUCUUCAUCCUUGGUCAUUCCAGACUCACAUGAUCAUGUCCAAUCGCGCCAUUCUUUACCGCCGCUCCAUCACUUGUUGAGUGGCCACUACAUUCCCAAUGCCACGUCCACGAGUCUCGCUGCCACAAGCGAUUCGACGCCUCCACAUCCACUGGGGGCAACACGCGACUCGACGCCUCCACACCCACUGGCUGCAACACACGAUUCAACGUUUCCACACCACGUCUGGAGACCAAGUUAUGGCCCCUUCCCUUUAUCGCAGGUGACUUCGCCGACCUCUGACGUUACAUUGAGCUCUUUCCAUUCGCUUCCACAAGCACGCAGUAUUUCAUCGGCAAUGCCUGAACCAUCCCAAGUGUCCAAUGCGCAGCUGUCAUCGCGCGAAUCUUUCAGAGUAAUCAACGAAACGUUCCCGCCGAGCUACAGUUCUGUAACAAACCACAACUCAUUCUUUUCCGAAUUGCAUGACACAUCAGAACCAUCUCAGUUGCCUUCUACGGUCUACAAGUCACUUCCUGUACACCAAGGUACCACAGAAUCACGUCUGUUGCCUUCUGUUGUCCAUAAAUCACCUGCUCAGCUCCACGGGAUCCCCAAACCAUACCAGCUGCCCUUAACUACACACAAGUCACCUGCUGGACACCAUGACACCUCAGAACCUCCGUCGCAAUCUUUUACGGUUUCGUCACCUGUGGAACACUUUAGCACCCAAGAUCCACUUCAACUGUCUUUUGUUGUCCACAAGUCACCUGCUGAACACCACGAUACCCCAGAGCCACUUUCAUUGUCUUCUACUGUACACAAUUCACCGGAAACUAGAAGCCGCCCUCUCCCAAACUCCCGCCAGUCAUUUUUGGUCAUCCACGAAAAGUUACCGUUGCGCCAAGGGGCUGAACUACCCCCUCACCACGUCCUUCUUCUAACAGACAACCUUCCAGUCCAGCCACGCCCAUUUGAACUGCCCUCAUGAUGAUCAAUAACCACUCACGGGCAGGCAGGUCGACUUCUGACAUCCGCGACCCGUUAUUGGUGAUUCAGGAGUAGUCCCUCAAAGUUCAUGACACUUCAGUACUACCACACCCACGGCCUGUUCCUGUUUAAAUAAGUCUCCUUGAACCCAACCACAGCUACGUCACCACACUCAGAGCCCCACGCCAGUUUUCGUCGUAACUUUUCAAAUUCUUUCAGUCCUUUUACCUGCGUCAUUAACCGAGAUCUGAUCACGCGCUAAACUCGUGAUGUCCAGCCAGUAACUCCCGGAAAGAGCUCAAACGGAUCUUUAGGUACGGCUGCAACCUCACAUCACAUCCACACACUCUUGGGAGAAGGGCACAACCCCCGACACAUGGUGCCCAGUCACUGCUGGGUGGACAGUGGGCACAGAUUAAAGGAGGCUGUCCAUCUGUCUCUGUACCACCCAGGAAUCAAACCUGGGACAUAUCAAUUGUGAGACAAAGCCCAACCACGCCACAGAGCCUCGUGUGUGUGUGUGUGUGUGUGUGUGUGUGUGUUGCUACUGUCUGUAUCUGUUUGUGGAUAUAUUCACAUACCUGGGCCAUGUCAUCAACAGGGAAAGGACCGAUGAUGAUGACAUCAAGAAGCAGACCACCAAGCUCACAGUCAUCGGCAACACGCUGCUGAGGAAAUUCUCCUUCUGCAGCACGGAGGUGAAGUUGGAGUUAUUCAAGAGCCACUGCUACUCUUUCUAUUGCAGCUCGCUUUGGUCGCGGUAUGGGGCUGCCUCCAUGAACCAUCUUAGGGUCUGUCAUAACGACAUCUUCAAGCGGCUUUUGGGGCUUCGUAGAUGGACUAGCUCAUCCCUGUCCUUCACUGGGCACGGGAUGAACUGUCUGGCUGUGCUGCGUCGCCACGCCCCGUACAGUAUGAGGAGUAGAGUGGAACAAUCUGGGAACUCCAUCAUCACCUCCGUCAAACAGAGCUCGGCCUGUGUAUGUGGAUCAAUGCGGCGGGAGUGGCUGGGUCUUCUGUCCGUGUAUAUUCUGCAUAAGUGUGCCGUGCAAACGCAUAUAUAAUUAUAAGCUGUCAUUAUUUAAGCGUAUAUGUAUCUCGAUUGAUCUCGUUUGUUUACUUGUCCUGUUUUCUUCUACAUGCUGCUGGGCGAAAUAAGUGUAAGACAGGUCGCCUACUUCCUGUUUGUUACUAAUAAUUUUCGUUGAUGAUCUCAGAAGUAUUAAAGGUUCUGAGCCAGACGUACUAAUUGAUGACACCAGGCAUGGAAGUAUACAAAAAAUAUCUUUACUUUAGGAAUAUUGUAAGAAUUAUGGAAUGGUAAUUAACCAAUCUAAGACUAAUGUUUUCUCUAAAAGCGGCAGUGCAGUGAACAGAGCCAUUGGUGGUGUACGUGUUAGUGCUGGAACACUGUCAUAUGUGUAUGUAUGCGCCUAUAGGUUCACCCUUCACCAGCGAUGAACGUAUUUCUUCUUCUGUUAAAGGACAUGCAAAUGCUAAGAUGUCUCAUGUUCUGAAAUUCGUGUCAUUUAAAAAUAUAAAUAAUGAUGUGCUUUCAAUAUUUAGAACCGUGUGUUUGAUGCAGAUCUCAUAUCUUCUCUGAUAUACGCACGUGAAUCAUGGCUGUGUGCUGCCCUGAAGCCUGUAAGAAAGCAGUAAAACUGGUGAUUGAAACAUUUACUAGAUGUGAGAAGAACCACGUGUAACAUGUAUGUUAUGCAGAAUCAGGAAAUCUUCUUCUUCAGGAAAUAGUAAAACAAGUAA